This is a messenger RNA of Solea solea (common sole), 3219 nucleotides long. RefSeq names its product E3 ubiquitin/ISG15 ligase TRIM25-like. Lineage: Eukaryota; Metazoa; Chordata; Actinopteri; Pleuronectiformes; Soleidae. The record is from RefSeq and is a predicted model, not a curated record. Bases 7 to 1146 code for a protein of 379 amino acids. Gene Ontology annotation, molecular function: zinc ion binding. The transcript has a single exon.
GUUGAAAUGGCAGGAGCUCAGCUGCAGAGGGAAACCUUCUCUUGUUCCAUCUGUUUGGAUCCACUGAAGGAUCCGGUGGCUCUUACCUGUGGACACAGCUUCUGUAUGAACUGUAUUAAAAACCACUGGGACGCAGAAGAGGAGAAGAUGAUCUGCAGCUGCCCCCAGUGUAGAAAGAUCUUCAUGCCGAGGCCUGAACUGGUAAAAAAUGUCAUGUUGGAAGAUUUAGUGGAGGAGCUGAAGAAGACUAGACUCCACGCUGCUCCUGCUGACCACUGCUGUGCUGGAGCUGAAGAGGUGGCCUGUGAUGUCUACGGGAAGAGGAAACUGAAAGCUCUCAAGUCCUGUUUGGUUUGUUUGCCCUCUUACUGUGAGGGACAUCUCCAACCUCAUUAUCAAUCACCUCCAUUAAAGAAGCACAAGCUGGAGGAGCCCUCCAAGAACCUCCAGGAGAACAUCUGCCCUUGUCACGAUAAUAUGAUGGACAUGUUCUGCCGCACUGAUCAGCAGUGUAUCUGUUAUCUCUGCUCUGUGUACGAACAUAAAGACCAUGACACGGUCACAGCGGCAGCAGAAAGGACCCAGAAGCAGAGAGAGCUGGAUCUGAGUCUAGGAGAAAUCCAGCAGAGACUCCAGGACAUAGAUAGAGACGUGAAGGUGCUUCAACAGGAGGUGGAGGCUCUCACUCGCUCUGCUGAUAAAGCCGUGGAGGACACGGACAAAAUCUUCACCAAGAUGAUGCAUCUCUUGCAGAGGAGAAGCUCUGACGUGAAACAGCAGAUCAGAUUCCAGCAGGAAACCGAGGUGAAUCGAGUCAGAGACGUAGAGGAGAAGCUUCUGCAGGAGAUCACUGAGCUGAAGAAGAGAGAAGCUGAACUGAAGCAGCUCUCACACACAUACGAUAAUAACCAGUUUCUCCUCAGCUACCGCUCACUGUCAGCCCUCGGUCCAUCUACUCACUCGUCCACCACCAACGUCCGUCCUCUGAUCCACUUUGAGGAUGCAACAGCGGCAAAAGUCAGAGAUCAACUGCGGGACGUCCUGACCGAGAUGUGGACAAACAUCUCACUGGCUGUGACUGAAGUAAAUGUUUCACUGACAGAACCAGAACCAAAGACCAGAGCUUCAGAUAUUCACAGGAAAUAACACUGGAUCCAAACACAGAAAACAAACGUCUGUUAUUAUCUGAAGGAAACAGAAAAGUGACAUUAAUGAAUAAAAAACACUCUUAUACUUAUCACACAGACAGAUUCACCUAAUAUCGUCAGGUGAUGAGUACAGAGAGUCUGGCUGGACGUUGUGACUGGGAGGUGGAGUGUGUUUGUGUAGCAGUGACGUACAAGAACAUCAGGAGAUCAGGGCGUUCGGAUGAAUGUGGAUUUGGAUUGAAUGACAAAUCUUGGGCUUUAGCUUGUGAACACAACUGUUGUUAUUUUGCUCACAUCUCAGAUGGUCUGUUCUCCAGAGUAGGAGUUUACCUGGACCACAGAGCAGGUCUUCUGUCCUUCUACAGAGUCUCUGACACCUGACUCUCCUCCACAGAGUCCAGACCACGUUCACUCAGCCUUCAUAUGUGAGUUCUUUCUGGAGCAGUGAGUUAAACUUUGUGUUUAAAUCUUUAACUUCUCUGCUCUCAUUGCAACAACAAUAUUAUAUAUAAAAAAAAUACUGUUUCCUCUGUUUUAUGGUUAAAUUCCUCAAAUCUUAACUCACACACACACACGCAUUGACUUAAAUUAUUUACUGGAUUAUGUGACUAUAUAAACAGAUUUAGGUCCCCACAGCAUAAUGAAUGCCAGGCACACACACACACACACACAUUAUCUGAGGAAGCUCUCAAGUAUCGUUGUUGCAGUGUAGCAGCUGCUCAGGUUCACUUACACUGAUUCAUGUUUACCAUUUGUCACACAAUUUCCUCCCACUGGUCAGUAAGAGCUUGUUGUUUUGGAGGCCCAGUGGUCUGGAGAGAUGACAUUUACUCUCCUCAUAAUUAUUAUGCCCGCUAACGAUAAAAAGUAACUGUGGCUCAUAAUAAGCUGCUCACACGGUGGACUUGUGGCUCGUUUUCCUUCUUACUUCUUUAAAGUAGGACGGUCUUUCUUAUUGGCAAAUUGUGUCUCAUCCAGGACAUAAAACAGUUUACAAUCGUCUAUUCACUUGUUGAAUCACAGUGUGUGUAAACACCGCAGCAAAUUAAGUGAGGUGUGACAUCUUAAAAUUAGCUGAAAGUGUUCCAUUGUAAUUGUGAAUUCAGGGCAUGCGUGCGUGUGUUUUUUUGUUUUUUUUUUGUUUUUUAAAAGUCAUCCAUUAUUCUAACUUUUCUUCUAUGCAUUAAAAUCAUACUGAGUAUACUUCCAUGGAGGAAACUGGACAGAAGCUACAUUCACCUCAGUCAUGUUUUAUAAUUUCUGUACACACAGCAGUUCAUUGUUGCAGCUAUUUGUUUGUUUUCCUUUUUUCAAUUUGUUAAACUGUAUAAAGAUAGAAACGGUUAUAUUUCACUAAAAAAAACCCGAGCUAUGGUUAUUUGUGUAACAAAUGACAAUAACUGAUUGAAAUCUAUAAUACUGAUCACUGAAGUCAGGUUGGAUGAAUCACAUCGGUCUUUUCUGGGUCCACAGAGCUAGUUGUGAGGAUUAAAUGAGCUAAGCAACUUAAAAUGAUGUCAUUUGUCUCAUUAUUAUGUGCAGUGAAGGAAACAGAGAGCAGGUGAUGAAGCAUUGAGAUUUAAACGUACAAGUCACAGACAAUCCUGAGAAAAGUCUCAGGAAGUCUCAGGAAAAUCCCUGUUUUGUCUCCUAAAAUUGCGUUUACAUUGAAAACUGUGGUGUCGUAAUAGGAAUGAUAAGUGGAUCAGGUCAGUGGAAGCUGCAAAACCUGUCAGUGAAGCUUCUAAAUAAUAAGCUGUCUGAACACUGACGCAGUGCCUGUGACAGGCAGCUGUCUCAGCCUGUUGUUUAUUUUCAGUUUGACUUGUGUCACGUACACAUGCAUUCAUUGUGUAAUAAUGUUGCAUUGGAGUUUUUGCACUGAAAACUGUGUCUACUAUCUGGAAAUAGUAAAUAAAAAAAUAUAGCUGGGUAAAUACAGUAGAUAUAAGGAAGUUUGUCCCAAUGUUAGUUAUCAUCAGAACAACAUUGUAUGUCUGUGUUUUCCAGAGGUAUGUUGAAUAAAAUUAAUACAUAUUUGUGAAUAAACGUAAGAAUUUUUGUCCCUGCA